This is a messenger RNA of Perognathus longimembris pacificus (Pacific pocket mouse), 6439 nucleotides long. It is a transcript of the gene Bace2, whose product is annotated as beta-secretase 2. The record is from RefSeq and is a predicted model, not a curated record. Gene Ontology annotation, cellular component: endosome; trans-Golgi network; membrane. Gene Ontology annotation, biological process: amyloid-beta metabolic process; membrane protein ectodomain proteolysis. Gene Ontology annotation, molecular function: aspartic-type endopeptidase activity. Lineage: Eukaryota; Metazoa; Chordata; Mammalia; Rodentia; Heteromyidae. The transcript has 12 exons. Bases 1 to 1788 code for a protein of 595 amino acids.
AUGACCCGGGUGACUGGAACAAGCCUGAAGUGCCCCACGGCAGCAAAAGUCCUCCACAGCGCGCUCGUCACAUCCGUCGGCUCCGACCUCCGGGGCGCGUUCCCGGGCAAUUCGGGGCUGGAGUUUUCCCGGGGAAGGGGCGCGGCCCGGGGCCCCGGCGCUGACCGCGCCCGCGGGGGAGGCGGCGCCCAGAACUUGCUCAACUUGGCGGCGAGGACCCCGGGGCGGCCCCGGCGCGCCCGCCCGCCGCCCGCCCGCCGCCGCCGCCUCCGGCUGCUGCCGCCGCUGCUGCUGGCCCAGUGGCUCCCGCUCGCCGCCCCGGCGGCCCCCGGCCCCGCGCCCCUCGCGCUGCCGCUCCGCGUGGCCGCGGCCGCGCCCGCCCCGGGGCCCCCCGCCCUGCCCCGCGCCGACGGCCUGGCGCUCGCCCUGGAGCCCGCCCGGGCCGCCGCCGCCGCCAACUUCCUGGCCAUGGUGGACAACCUGCGGGGCGACUCGGGCCGCGGGUACUACCUGGAGAUGCUGGUCGGGACCCCCCCGCAGAAGCUCCAGAUUCUCGUGGACACGGGAAGCAGUAACUUCGCCGUGGCAGGCGCCCCCCAUUCCUACGUAGACUCCUACUUUGACCCAGAGAGGUCCAGCACGUACCGCUCCAAGGGCUUUGACGUCACGGUGAAGUAUACCCAAGGCAGCUGGACGGGCGUGGUGGGAGAAGACCUGGUCACCAUCCCCAAAGGCUUCAACAGUUCCUUUCUUGUCAACAUUGCCACCAUUUCUGAGUCUGAGAAUUUCUUUCUGCCGGGGAUUAAGUGGAAUGGAAUCCUGGGGCUGGCCUACGCCGCGCUGGCCAAGCCAUCCAGUUCGCUGGAGACCUUCUUUGAUUCCCUGGUGGCCCAAGCGAAGAUCCCCGACGUCUUCUCCAUGCAGAUGUGCGGGGUCGGCUUGCCGGUGGCCGCGUCUGGUACCAACGGAGGUAGUCUUGUCCUGGGUGGGAUUGAACCGAGUUUAUAUAAAGGAGACAUCUGGUAUACCCCCAUCAAGGAGGAGUGGUACUACCAAAUAGAGAUCCUGAAACUGGAGAUCGGAGGCCAGAGUCUUAACCUGGACUGCCGGGAGUAUAACGCGGACAAGGCCAUCGUGGACAGCGGCACCACGCUGCUGCGCCUGCCCCAGAAGGUGUUCGAUGCCGUGGUGGAAGCCGUGGCCCGCACAUCGCUGAUUCCAGAAUUCUCAGACGGCUUUUGGACGGGGGCCCAGCUGGCAUGCUGGAUGAAUUCGGAAACCCCGUGGUCCUACUUCCCCAAGAUCUCCAUCUACCUGCGGGAGGAGAACUCCAGCCAGUCGUUCCGCAUCACCAUCCUGCCUCAGCUUUACAUUCAGCCCAUGAUGGGGGCCGGCCUGAAUUAUGAGUGCUACCGGUUCGGCAUCUCACCGUCCACCAACGCGCUGGUGAUCGGGGCGACGGUGAUGGAGGGCUUCUAUGUCAUCUUCGACAGAGCUCGGAAGAGGCUGGGCUUUGCCACAAGCCCGUGCUCAGAGAUGGCAGGGGUUCCGGUGUCGGAAAUUUCCGGGCCCUUCUCCACGGAGGACGUCGCCAGCAGCUGCGUCCCGGCCCCGGCCCUGAGCGAGCCCCUCCUGUGGAUCGUCUCGUACUCCCUGAUGAGCGUGUGCGGGCUCGUCCUCCUCGUCCUCAUCCUGCUGCUCCUGCUGCCCUGCCCCUGCCGCCCCGCGACCCGCGACCCCGAGGCCGUCAGCGACGCGUCCUCCCUCGUCAGGCACCGCUGGAAAUGACCCCGCGCCCGCCCUGAGCUCCGGCCACCUCGAACCCGGCUCUCCUGAGGAGCACCCCCGCCCCCCCCCGGGGGGCAGCCUGCUUCCUCUGUCCCGUCCUCCGGGCUCUGCCUCCAAUGCCUUCCAGAUUCACUGUAUCGCGAUUGUUCUUGAUUUGAAAAAGCUCCCGGUUCUUUCCUCCUCCCAAGAGACAUGAUAAUAAAAAGGAACCGCCUCGUUCUAAACCCAAACAGAGUGAAUUCGGCUCCCGGCUUCCUGGGACCGCUCUGCCAAGCUGUCCAGGUAUGCUACCCAGCCCCCUUCCCCAGCCCCCCCCAAAAAAGAAAAAGCAAGGCAUAGCUAGUUACCAUCUCUCUCUGACCUCUAUCAAGAUGAGUGCCUGUUGUUUGUAACCCACACACACGCGCACACACACACACACACACACCCCACACCCUUUUACCUCCUAGGAAGCGUUUUGUAGUGGUGACAUCCAGGGCGGUGUGUGCCGGACCGGGUUCUCCACCACAGUAGUACACAAGGCCUGUAAUAGGCAGGAGUUGUGCCCUAGGGCCUGGUAAGAGAACCGUCCUGCCCUCUUCUGAGCGAGGAAGAGCUACGCGGGGCUCUGGGCUCUGAACGCAGCACGAAUCCAGGUGGAGAUGAACCCUCAUCUCCCCCCCACAGCCCCCCCCCAGACUCCCCCACGCGGGGAAGGCCUUCUGACCCACAGGAAGAACGCAGACCCUUUUCCCCAGACUCCUGUGCUACAAGCAAAUGGCUACCUCUUCUGUGACUUGGCCCGGGGUCCUGAGCGUCAGUGGGGCGCACACAGCCUGACCCCACCUGUGACCCUACCACGGGUGAGGUGGGACAGGGACUGAGCCGGGGACUCCUGCUCCGGACUCCCUGUACGAUUCCUCUUGCUUCAAGUUAAUGGAUCCCAUCUCGCUGGCGGGGCCGCCUCUUCUUCCACACCUUUGGGUGCCGCAUUCAAGUCGCCGAUCGCUCAAGCUCCGACCAGAGGGAAGGAAGGCGCGCGACUCGGUGGAGGGAUUCCACCUUUCCCUUUCAAAGACGUUGCCAGAGAAAGGCGGAGGCCUUGAGCUUGCUGCAGCCGGCCUUGACCUUGGGGUGACCAGCCACCUCUGGACCGAGAAACACACGGCUGUGCCCUCUGGGUGCAGAGCCCCCUCCCCCACCCCUCCCCCCCGCCAGGUUGGCCACGGUAAACUGGAGGAACCUUCUGGAGAUUCUCGAGGGAAGAUGGGUUGCGUGGCAGAAGGGAGAUGAAUGGGGGGGAAAGGCCCAUGGGGACGCCCCCCCCCCCCCCAGCUCACGGAUGAGGGCUGAGAGCACUUCACGGGUGGAAAGCUGCGGGAGUAGAAUCCGCUUCCUGCCCUCUUGCCUUUUCCCACCGAUUGUGGUCUGUGGACCACCUUGCAUCAGAGUGAAGGCAGGGCCCCCCCGGCAGGGCCCCCCUUGACGCGGAAGGAGGGGAGGACACGGCGUGGCCUCCUGCGCCGGGGUCGGGAGCGCGAGAGGGCCGGCGUCCGUGCACCCGGUCAGCGGGCACUGCCCCGGGACCGAGAUGCUGCCACCCCAGCCCCUCAGAGAGGGCCGGCGGGUGAAGUGCGCUCUCCAUGCUAUGACUCCCACCCUCCCCUGGACGCCCCAGGUGUCUUCGGACCUGAUGUUCGAGGAGGAACGCUUCAAUUACAACGGCAUACUCUAGUCAUCCAAGUGAAGCCGGCUGGGACGUUUCCCCGGCAUAGGUUGCUGCUGAAAAACUGGACUCUAAAGUCAAAACUACAAUGGGGCCGGGGGACCCACCUCCUCGGGUUCUGUAAAUCGAGUCGUCUCUUUGGCCAAUGUCUAAUAUUUGCCCCGGCCAAGGGCAGAAGUGUUCAUCUGGAAGUUUCAUUUCUGCGCUGUGGAAUGUUCUGGAAGAAGAUCCUGGCCUCAAAGGUGCCAACUGAGCAGGAGUAAACUGUCAGCAGCCUUGUCCACGCGCGGAUGAGACACAGGCUUUUACACAAACCGUCUUCCUCUAAAGGCGAUGCUUUUUUAUUUUUUUCCUGGUAACUCGCUUAAAUGUCUGAAAUGAAAUCUUGCCUUCCGAUCAUUUUUUUACUUUAAAAAAAAAAUAGUGCGAGACGAGAUUGGUGAUUGACGGACCGAAAAUGGACAAGAACCACCGGUGCUCGACCUUGCGGACCUGCUUGUCUUUCUCCCCAUGCAGAAGCGCGCGCUUGGUAUUGCAGGGGCGGAAGCGCGCGGGGCUCCCUGACCGCGCCCCGCUUCUGCACGCCGGGGAGGAUUUUACCUGCUUCCUCCCGGUGCCCAGAGCUUGUGGCUGGCCAUCAACUUAGCGUCGUGCCUGGUCAGAACCACGGAAGUCAUCUCCAGCGAGGCAGUGAGUGUCGGGGCCUCCACGGAGCUCCGGGUGACCGAGUCCUUCCUCCCCGAGUUCCGGGGUGCCGAGCGCGUCUACGACGGCUGCCGCUGCACGGACUACGCCGAAGCGCGGAACCUCUGGGCUUACUCCUUCCACGCGGCCUGACAGGCCGGCCACCCGCCCUGAGAGUCCAGAAGGUCAGGCCCCACCCCUUCCCCAGGACAGCUUCUGUGGGAAGUGCUUGAGGGGCACCACAGCCCCCCCCCCGCCCCGUCCCGGCUACGGGCCUCUGCACGCUGCUCCUUGGGGCGGCCCGGGCCUCCCCCCAUCCCAGCGAGGUCCGGAAGACGCAGCGUGCACCAGCACCCAGUCCUUCAGCCGGAAACGCGCAUCGCAGCCAGGUCUCCUGGGAGUGGGGAAAGGCAAAGGGGUAUCGAGAUGGGACAUUGUGACGGGAGGGACUGGUGCUCGGUACGGGCCGUCGCCCUGUGAAGUGCCCGCUUUCUCCCCUGCCAGUGCGUGUGCGUGGGGGGUUGUCCACUCCGCUAUCCACCCAGGUGUCCAGCGAUGGCAGCCUCGUCCCCUGCAAGUCACAGAGCACACAGAAGACACAGGAGGCGCAGGCCAGGUGGAGCGGCACUCAGGAGUCUGAUGCCCCUCCAGCGGGCCUCCCGCUGCCUGUGUGCACACCGUGGCCACAGGGACGCUGGGAGAGUCCUGCUCAGGCUCUGAGGCUCAGGAUGGGACCGGGGACAGGCACGGUAGUCCAUCGCGAAGGACGAGCUUCUGACGUGGGCCUCUCCGUGGCGGCGCGGCUGUCUCUAAGGAGCUUUGCAGCCGGCCAACGUCUUUGCCAUCACCUUCGCAGCCAGACCCGCAGUGACGUGCGUCUUCGUCCGUGAGGUGGAGGGGAGAAGUAUUUCCACUCACAAGACAGGCACAGAUGAAGCUAUCACAAGGAGGCGGAGGUCUGUCUGUCUGUCUCCGAAGGGCAGGGCUAGUUGUCUCCUGGCGAACGCUGUCCGCGACUUCGGGGACACAGGCGGCGGGCGGCUGGCUACAGUGCACCUGCUGAAGGAAAGAUCUCCUGAGCCUCGCAUUGCUGAGCUGAGCACUCAAGGGUGAAAUGUCGAGAGAAUGAUUCAAGAUUCUCUUUUGCUAUGGAGGGGGCAGGGGAGAAGCUAAUUAAUAAUAACUCAAUAAUACAAAUCACAUGAAACAAAAUAAAUAAAAUGUCUUAGGAAUUCUUAAGUAGUUUUGUGUUCUUUGUUACUGAGACUAUAAAACAGGGUUCUUUAACACACACACACACACACAUACACACACACCUUUUCCUAAUUGGAGAUGUAAUAUCACAUAUAGAUAGCUACAUACGUACGCGCGUAGAUGUGGAUGUCCAUAUACCUACACAGACUUUGCAGUACUGGGGUACAGAACUACCACCCAUCCUUCUGGAUCUCAGCCUCCCCCGUAGCUGGGGUGAUGGGUACAGGCCGACGCGCCGAGCUUCUUAUUGGCUAGGAUGGAGUCUCGUGAACUUCUUGGCCCAGACUGGCCUCAAACCGCAAUCCUCUUGCUCUCCGCCUCCUGAGGGGUUGGGAUUACCGGUGUGAGCCAGUAGCACUUGGGUUAUCACAUAUUCUUAUCAAGAAAGUCUUAUUUACUGGAGGGAUGGCAGCCUGAAUCUGUGUGGUUUCAGAUGACGCGUUUCCUACUGUUUCUGCUCAUUUGCACUGUGCACUUACACUUUUCAAAUGUUGAGUCAUUGAAAAGCCCAACCACGUCCCCUGCUUUUGAGAAGCUGGCUCCCGAGCUGUCCUGACUCAGAAAGUUUUAGUUCUGGGGUCUGGUGAAGACUUUGCACCGUGGACUGAAAGCUACAAAGAGGCGAACGAAAGGCACUGCUUUGUAAAACGUACUGUGUGUGUCUCCGUCUUACACCUCCAUACAGGAGGCGAAACUGUAACUUGUAGUUCUGAAAGGCUUAUUAUUAUCCUAGUUCCCUUUAGGACUUCUCCCCCACUUCCAGGACACUGAACCGAUUUCAACCUGAGUUGUGAUUCGAGCAAGAGUCGGAGUCAAAAGGUGCUUCUUUCACUUUACAAGUGGCCCCGUGGCCGUUGACACAUGUCCACACAGUUGUUGCACCCUUCAAAACUGGAGUUUUCUAAAAAGAAUCUUAUUUUUAUACAUGUAUGUUCCGCCAAUUUUAAGCUUAUGGGUCAUUGUAAUCAGACCACGUCAGCUUCUUUGAAUAAAUAACGCUUCCUUCUC